AAAAAGAUAGGAAGAAUUGUCCUAUAAGUAAUUGAGUGUGAGAGCCAAAUGAAUUGAAAGAUUCAUGUUUGGUUUGGGAAGAGAUCAUAGACGUUUUCAAAUGAAUGGAAAGAGAAUCUACUUUCAUUAAGUGAUUUAUUAGAUAAUCGAAAACAGAGAAUCUUGAAGACUAUUCGAAAUUCAGAAGAACUGCGGGAAGGAGCUCUUGAACAGCUAGAAAAAGCCCGGGCCCGUUUAAGGAAAGUUGAAACGGAAGCAGAUCAGUUUCGAGUGAAUGGUUAUUCUGAAAUAGAACGAGAAAAAUUGAAUUUAAUUAAGUCAAUUUAUACGACUUUGGAACAAUUAGAAAAUUACAAAAAUGAAACUAUUUGUUUUGAACAACAAAGAACGAUUAAUCAAGUCCGACAACGGGUUUUCCAACAAGCCUUACAAGGAGCUCUGGGAACGCUGAAUAGUUGCUUGAACAACGAGUUACAUUUACGUACCAUCAGUGCUAAUAUUGGCAUGUUUGGGGAAAUGAAAGAUAUAAAAUAACGCAUUAGUCCUUCUUCUUUAGUAAAUUUAGAGUACAGGCAUCAUUUUUCUCUUCUAGAAUUAAAUUAAGAAAUACUCAUGGUAACCAUUCGUGCAGAUGAAAUUAGUAAAAUUAUCCGCGAACGUAUUGAACAAUAUAAUACCGAGGUAAAGAUUGUAAAUACUGGUACUGUACUUCAAGUAGGUGACGGUAUUGCUCGUAUUUAUGGUCUUGAUGAAGUAAUGGCGGGGGAGUUAGUGGAAUUUGAGGAGGGUACCAUAGGGAUUGCUUUAAAUUUGGAAUCAAAUAAUGUUGGUGUUGUAUUAAUGGGUGAUGGUUUGAUGAUACAAGAGGGAAGCUCGGUAAAAGCAACAGGAAGAAUUGCUCAGAUACCAGUAAGUGAGGCUUAUUUGGGUCGUGUUAUAAAUGCCUUGGCUAAACCAAUUGACGGUCGAGGAGAAAUUUCAUCUUCCGAAUCUCGAUUAAUCGAAUCUCCAGCUCCCGGCAUUAUUUCGAGACGUUCCGUAUAUGAGCCUCUUCAAACAGGACUUAUUGCUAUUGAUUCAAUGAUCCCUAUAGGGCGUGGUCAGCGAGAAUUAAUUAUUGGGGACAGACAAACAGGUAAGACAGCAGUAGCUACAGAUACGAUUCUCAAUCAACAAGGACAAAAUGUAAUAUGUGUUUAUGUAGCUAUUGGUCAAAAAGCAUCCUCUGUGGCUCAAGUGGUGACCACUUUACAAGAAAGGAGAGCAAUGGAAUACACUAUUAUAGUAGCUGAAACUGCGGAUUCUCCAGCUACAUUACAAUAUCUCGCUCCAUAUAAAAAGAUCGAAGCCGUGGGAUUUAUUUCACUCAGGAUUGGGUUUCUCUACCAGGUGUUCUUCCCGUUGCUUCAGGGGGUAUUCACGUUUGGCAUAUGCCUGCUCUGACCGAGAUCUUUGGAGAUGAUUCCGUACUCCAAUUCGGUGGUGGCACCUUAGGGCAUCCUUGGGGAAAUGCACCAGGUGCCGUAGCUAAUCGAGUAGCUCUCGAAGCAUGUGUACAGGCUCGGAAUGAGGGUCGU
This is a messenger RNA of Arachis duranensis, 1577 nucleotides long. Its product is annotated as ATP synthase subunit alpha, chloroplastic-like. The transcript has a single exon. The record is from RefSeq and is a predicted model, not a curated record. The coding region runs from base 613 to 1443 and encodes 276 amino acids. Gene Ontology annotation, biological process: proton motive force-driven ATP synthesis; proton transmembrane transport. Gene Ontology annotation, molecular function: ADP binding; ATP binding; proton-transporting ATP synthase activity, rotational mechanism. Lineage: Eukaryota; Viridiplantae; Streptophyta; Magnoliopsida; Fabales; Fabaceae.